Fusarium graminearum PH-1 is the source of this 1389-nucleotide messenger RNA. RefSeq lists its product as uncharacterized. The record is from RefSeq and is a predicted model, not a curated record. Gene Ontology annotation, molecular function: zinc ion binding; DNA-binding transcription activator activity, RNA polymerase II-specific. The transcript has a single exon. Gene Ontology annotation, biological process: regulation of transcription by RNA polymerase II. Bases 1 to 1389 code for a protein of 462 amino acids. Lineage: Eukaryota; Fungi; Ascomycota; Sordariomycetes; Hypocreales; Nectriaceae.
AUGCAUCCGAGCCCCCAUCCUAAUCCCGCCACCGAGGACAAAACCUCGGUCGCCAAGCUCCGAAGACGCCAUCGCAAGUCCCGCAAUGGUUGCUUGGAGUGUAAGAGGCGACAUAUCAAAUGCGAUGAGAAACGCCCCUCUUGUGGUAACUGCAUUGUUAGUGAGAGGAGUUGUUCAUUUCCUCCUGCCGCGUCGGGGUCUACCCCAACUCCAUUACCAGCUCAGCCUGAACCAUCUACCACUCCCUCUUUCAAUGAGCCUUUGACCAGUGCGAGUAAUAGCGGCAGUCGCCUGCAGAGUCCUGUCGAUAGUGUUUCGAGUACAGGGGCUUUACAUCCUCCCUCGUCAAUACCGCCCCCGUCAUAUCUUGGAUAUGGCGCCAACACCAAUGAGCGGACUCCUUCGACCACGCUACCUUCCUUCACGGAAUCUUUCGCUCCGGACUUUGUUGAGUCGCCUAUAUCAACACCGCAAACAGAUGGUGGUCAGGCAUCUUCUCAGCUCGUCUUUACCAACAAACAUCUUAUGCUUCUGCAUCACUUUCGCAAGGCGGCGCUUUUCGACACUGAUAGUAUAGACACUCUUCUUGACGUUGCUCUGGAAUGGUCCUCACAAGCUCCUUAUGCACUGGAUCAGCUCCUCGCUUUAUCAGCAGACCAUAUGGCUGUGCUUCACCCUGAAAGUGCAGCUUCCUACCGUCGAAAUGCCACGGAGCUUCAAACACGUGCUCUUUCAUAUUUCAACAGGGAUGCUCAAGAACUAGCCAGCCAUGACACAUACUAUAUCCCUCGGUUCCUCUUCUCGUCUCUCCUCAGCUUGCAUAUGCUGUACGACACACUCACUCAGUAUCGCUCCUCCUUUCAUGUAUUUAUAGAGAGGUUCUGUGAGUCAGUCUAUCUACAUCGCGGCGUCCGGUCCACAACCUCGAAUCGGUACUACGACCUUCUCGAAACCCCAUUGGCAAAGUUCUUGAUUGAGGUCAGAGCAGCAGAGCUCGGUGACAAGGGCGAUGAGUGCAGUCCAUUGAUAGACCUCAUCCAACAAUCUGACCUGAGUCAAGCGUCAGUGGAAGCAUGUAGUAAUGCUGCCCGAUCGUUGCAAUGGGCUUACAACGUGUAUCGUAACCUACCAGCGAACAGGAAUUUGCAAGCCGUGUCGGCGUUCCCUGUCAUCUUGCGCGAAGACUUUGUAGAAGCUGUUCGCAAACACCGGCCGGAGGCGUUGCUGGUGCUGGCAUACUACGGUGUUUUACUCCAUCGAUGCCGUCACGCCUGGUUAGUUGGGGAUUCAGGUGCGUUCUUGAUACAUCUCAUUGCUGGUCAUCUUGGGAGUUACUGGCAAGAAGCUUUGCAUUGGCCGCUACAGGAAUUAGAGAACAAUCAAGGAUGA